This is a messenger RNA of Acanthosepion pharaonis, 756 nucleotides long. The record is from the annotation of a GenBank genome assembly. Lineage: Eukaryota; Metazoa; Mollusca; Cephalopoda; Sepiida; Sepiidae.
AUGUAUUCAUAUCUAUCUAUCUAUCUAUCUAUCUAUCCAUCUCAUUUUCUAUCACAUUCUCUUCAUAUCUCUAUCAAUUGUUCGUACUUAUAUCGACUGUUCAUAUUAUCUAUCUAUCUAUCUAUCUAUCUAUCCUUCUCUCUCUCUCUCUCUCUCUCUCUCUCUCUCUCUCUCUCUGUAUAUAUAUAUGUGUGUGUUUGUCUGUAUCUGUCUGUUGGUCUACCCUGUUCAUAUCUAUCUAUCUAUCUAUCUAUCUAUCUAUCUAUCUAUCUAUCUAUCUACCUUAGUCUUUUCAUUGUCAGUCUGUUGAGCUAUCACAUUCUCUUCAUAUCUCUAUCAAUUGUUCGUACUUAUAUCGACUGUUCAUAUUAUCUAUCUAUCUAUCUAUCUAUCUAUCUAUCUAUCUAUCUAUCUUCUCCCCCUCUCUCUCUCUCUCUCUGUAUAUAUAUAUGUGUGUGUGUGUGUUUGCCUGUAUCUGUCUGUUGGUCUGCCCUGUUCAUAUCUAUCUAUCUAUCUAUCUAUCUAUCUAUCUAUCUAUCUAUCUAUCUAUCUAUCUAUUUUAUCUAUCUAUCUAUCUAUCUAUCUAUCUAUCUAUCUGUCUGUCUUCUUCGUAUCAUCUAUCUUCAUAUAUUCUAUCAAUUUGUCGUCAUAUAUUAUAUCUAUCUAUCUAUCUAUCUAUCUAUCUAUCUAUCUAUCUAUCUAUCAUCAAUCUUCAUAUAUUCUAUUUAUAUAUCUGUCGUCAUAUAUCUAUCUUGA